Messenger RNA from Betta splendens (Siamese fighting fish), 6376 nucleotides. RefSeq names its product protocadherin 19 (gene pcdh19). Lineage: Eukaryota; Metazoa; Chordata; Actinopteri; Anabantiformes; Osphronemidae. The record is from RefSeq and is a predicted model, not a curated record. The transcript is spliced from 5 exons. The coding region runs from base 1108 to 4404 and encodes 1098 amino acids. Gene Ontology annotation, cellular component: plasma membrane. Gene Ontology annotation, molecular function: calcium ion binding. Gene Ontology annotation, biological process: homophilic cell-cell adhesion.
CCGCGCGUCCGCCAGUGUGCGCCGGUGAAGCGAGAGGAGCGCUCGUUGGAGUCAACUAGACAGGCUGCUGGCAACGAGUGGUGCGUCUUUUUUCUGCCUCCACCAGGCUGGAUAUAGGCUCCUGUGCGUCUACUUCACUGCAGCCCCAUCAUCAAAAAAGGCUCCUCCAACCCGUUUCCUCCCACUGGCUUUUGGCUAAAAUUCCUCCGGAUUUUUCCUGCGUGUUGCGUGGACCGGUUGUCGGGAUAUGUUCCGCCUUUUUCCAAAUGAGACACCGGGAAAUUAAUUAGUAAGUUAAAGCUUCGGGACUUGCGGAGGGCAUGAAAGACUAAAUCUGCUGGAGAGGAAAAAAAGGUAAUCGGGACUUCAGUGAUGUGAUGAGACAUUCCUUCAAUCGCGCCCUUGUUCUUUAGGCAAAGAUAUCCGGACUUAAGCUGUUGAAUAAUUCUGUGACUGCAGAUCCUUUAAGAAUUUUUUCCAUCAGAUGUGCAGUUUCAAAGCCCGUAGCUGCCGGCUGAAGAGGAAAUCCGUUCAUUGCUUGCAAUAUAACGCACAGGGCGAGAUAUUCAUCCGAAAUGCGACUUAAAUGUUUGGUGGCAUCGAGGAGGAGAAAUUAACGCGGACCCUUGAACCGCAUCACUUCAGCCGCACGGAAGACUCAAAUUUCUCUGGACUUGUUCGCAGGACUUGUCGUUGUGCGUCUAUGCAGCCCGAGCGUCGCCCCGCGGACUCCUCGUCGUAUGAGUCAUGUGUAACACCGGUUCGCCGCUUGACGAGAGCUGCACGGAUUUACACGGCUAACUCAGUGCUGCGAGGAGGUCCAGCAUGUUCCCGCUGAUCUGUCCUCCCCAACGCGUCGCCCGCUGCAGCAGACCGGAGGACGCGCUCCGCCUGAGGAGAGUGAAAUAGGCUGAGGCACUUGUUAGAAUUAGAGCUUCCACGCCAUGAUAUAAUUUGCAUCCGCGAGAGCGCGUCGUCACUCAAACACUUUUCUGGGCAUUUCACUGAGAUGAUCCAUUUGGAACCUUUUUGCUCUUUUCUCUGACGAGCAUUCUUGUGCGUAACCACCGCGGUCUUUAUUAGACAGAGACAAACUCAACAGGUACAAUGCAAAGCAGGGAGAUGGGAUUAAUGCACUUCGUCGCCGCGUUGCUCCUAUUUUGUGCCGGAGCUGACGCGGUUAUCAACCUAAAGUAUGGAAUAAACGAGGAGAUGAAGCCCGGAUCGGUGAUUGGAAACGUGACAAAGGACGCGCUGAAGCAAGGAUUUCAGAUUGCACCGCAGCCCCCGUACUUGAGGGUGAUUUCCAAUUCAGAACCCCGAUGGGUGGAACUCAGUCCAGCCGGAAUCCUUACAACCCAAAUGAAAAUAGAUCGGGAUGUAGUUUGUCGCCAGAACCCAAAGUGCAUUAUUUCUCUAGAAGUGAUGUCAAACUCUAUGGAGAUCUGUGUCAUCAAAGUUGAAAUCGAGGAUUUGAACGACAACGCACCCAGAUUCCCAACGAGCCGCAUUGACAUUGAAAUUUCCGAGAACGCCUCCCCUGGUACCAGGUUUCCCCUAGAGGGGGCAAGCGAUCCGGACUCCGGUGUCUUUGGAGUGCAGUCGUAUUCCAUAACCCCAAAUGAGCUUUUCGGGCUGGAAAUAAAGACCAGGGGGGACGGGUCCAAAAUCGCUGAGCUCGUUGUGCAAAAAUCUCUGGACAGAGAGACCCAGUCCCACUAUGCGUAUGAAAUCAGCGCAGAAGAUGGAGGAGACCCUCCAAAGAUAGGCGCGGUCCAGUUAAACAUAAAGGUAAUUGACUCGAACGACAACAACCCCGUUUUUGACGAGCCAGUGUAUACAGUGAAUGUGAUGGAGAAUUCCCCCAUCAACACACUUGUCAUAGACUUGAACGCAACGGAUCCUGACGAGGGGACUAACGGAGAGGUUACGUACUCGUUCAACAGUUACGUCACCGAGAAAACGAGGGACGCGUUCAAAAUUGACUCCAAAACCGGAAUCAUCACCGUCAACAGCGUGUUGGAUUACGAAACGACGCAAAUAUACGAGAUCGACGUGCAGGCUAAAGACCUGGGUCCCAACUCCAUCCCGGCUCACUGCAAAGUCACGGUGAACGUGAUGGACACGAACGACAACCCGCCCGUCAUCAGCCUGCUGUCGCUCAACACGGAGAUGGUGGAAGUCAGUGAGAACGCGCAGCGCGGAUAUGUCAUUGCGCUCGUGCGCGUGUCAGACAAGGACUCCGGGGCGAACGGCAAGGUGCAGUGCAGGCUGCAGGGCAACGUCCCCUUCAGGCUGCAAGAGUACGAAAGUUUCUCCACCAUACUUGUUGACGGCAGGCUGGACCGAGAGCAGAAAGACACGUACAACCUCACCAUCCAGGCGGAGGACAGCGGCGUGCCCCCGUUACGCGCGACUAAAUCCCUGGUAGUUAAGGUCGCAGACGAGAACGACAACCCCCCCCACUUCCUGAAGCCGCACUACCAGGAGAUGGUGAUGGAGAACAACCUCCCCGGCUCGUGUCUGCUCGCAGUGUCCGCGGAAGACCCGGACCUGGGCAUGAAUGGCACCGUGUCCUACUCCAUAGUCCCCGGCGAGAUCAAGCACAUGGAUGUAAACACGUAUGUGAGCAUAAACCCAUCGGGCCGAAUUUACUCCAUGAGGUCAUUCGACCACGAGUACACCCGGACCUUUGAUUUUAAAGUUCUGGCGCGAGACAAUGGCAACCCGUCUUUAUCCAGCAACGCCACGGUGCGCAUUGUGGUCCUGGACGUCAACGACAACACACCUGUUAUGACAAACCCGCCCCUGGUUAACGGCACAGCGGAGGUCUCCAUCCCGAGGAACGCGGGCGUGGGUUACAUGGUGACCCAGGUCAAAGCGGACGACUACGACGAGGGGGAGAACGGGCGGCUCACCUACACCAUCUCCGAGGGCGACCGGGCUUUCUUUGAAAUCGACCAGGUGAACGGCGAGGUGCGCUCCACGCGCAUGUUCGGGGAGAACGCCAAGUCCACGUACGAGAUCACGGUGGUGGCGCGGGACCACGGCAAGCCCUCGCUCUCCGCCUCGGCCUACAUCGUCGUCUACCUGUCGCCGGACCUGAACGCGCAGGAACCUAUCGGACCCGUCAACCUGUCCCUCAUCUUCAUCAUCGCCCUGGGCUCUAUCGCGGCGAUCCUCUUCGUCACCAUGAUUUUUGUGGCGGUCAAGUGCAAGAGGGAUAACAAGGAGAUCCGGACGUACAACUGCAGUUUCUUCUACUUGCGCAGGGUGGCGGAGUACUCAUAUGGCAGCCAGAAAAAGUCCAGCAAGAAGAAGAAGCUGAGCAAGAACGACAUCCGCCUGGUGCCGCGCGACGUCGAGGAGACGGACAAGAUGAACGUGGUGAGUUGCUCCUCACUCACCUCCUCGCUCAACUACUUCGACUACCACCAGCAGAGCCUGCCGCUGGGCUGCAGACGCUCCGAGAGCACCUUCCUCAACGUGGAGAGCCAGAACUCGCGCAAUGCGGCGCCCAACCACGGCUAUCAGCACCCGUUCACCGGGCAGGCCCACCAGCAGCCCGACCUCAUCAUCAACGGCAUGCCGCUGCCAGAGACGGAGAAUUAUUCCAUCGACUCCAGUUACGUGAACAGCAGAGCCCACCUCAUUAAAAGGCCCCCAUGUAGCACAUCGACGUUCAAGGACCUGGAGGGGAACAGUCUGAAGGACAGCGGCCACGAGGAGAGCGACCAGACCGACAGCGAGCACGACGUCCAGAGAGGACACUACGUGGACACGGCUGUCAACGACGUGCUCAACAUGACCGUACCCCCCAACGUUUGCCAGCUGCCAGACCAAGAUCCCAGCGAGGGCUUCCACUGCCAGGACGAAUGCCGCAUCCUCGGCCACUCCGACCGCUGCUGGAUGCCCCGCGUGCCCGUCCCGGCGCGCGCCAAGUCGCCCGAGCACGGCCGCAACGUCAUCGCCCUGUCCAUCGAGGCCACCACCGUGGACCUGCCUCACUACGAGGACGGCACCGCCAAGAGGACUUUUGCCACCUUCGGCAAGGACGGGCCCGAGGACGCGGAGCGGGCGGAGCUGAAGGGAAAGCGGACUCAGGAGUCUCAGGUGUGCAGCCCCAAGGCCAACGGAGGGGCCGUGCGCGAGGCCGGCAACGGGCGCGAGGCCGCCAGCCCCAUCACCUCCCCCGUGCACCUGAAGAGCCCCGUGUCCAAGCCGUCGUCUGCCUACAACACGCUGAAGUGCCGCGACGCGGAGCGCAUCGCCAACCACAGCCUGCUGCGGCAGCCGGAGGGCAAGGACAGUGAGCCGGCCGUCAGGGAGAUCAACACGCUCCUCCACGACGGCCGGGACAAGGAAUCCCCCAGCAGCAAGCGCCUGAAGGACAUUGUGCUUUAGCGAGCUUCUGUGACUCACACCAACAUGCAUACGCGCAUAGUGUAAACUCACGUAUAUAUAACCCGCAAUAGCUGUGUGUACACAGAGAGAGAGUCAGGCUGUGGACGUAGAGCGAGACACCCAUUUGCAGUAUCCAGUAUUUGCCGAGCAGCUCGGGCCGAUGCUGCAACUAGUUGUGUGCCGGAGCCCCGGUAGCGGAUGAGGCUUUGUUGUAGUCGCAGUACUUUUUACUUGUUUUCUUUUCCUGUCCUUCGUUUUCUUUUCCUUGCUGUUGACUGCGUGGACACGGCCGGUGGAGCUCCCCAGCCCUGGCGCCAAAGCAGGACACUAGGCGCGUGGACGCCCGAGGUGCCGACCCGAGUACAGUUAUGCCUUUUGAACUACUUUUGUAUCACAAACUGAUAUUUGCCUUCUUUGGUUCGGCAGUCUGUUCCAACUGCCAGAGCCGCUCUUUGUUCCUUUGUAUAUUGGGCUCCGGCCGUGUACACAACACAAACAGACGCGCACAGGACUCUUCUUAGCGCUUCAUUCCUUCAGCGGGUUUCUGUUCUUUGAGGAGAAGCGAAGGAGGAUCUCAGUCUCAUUUGACCAUCUCCCCGACUAAUGAGAGGAACUUUCUCUGCACAUCCCUGAGGACAUCCUAGUGUCAUCAGACUGUGAGGUCUUACAGUAUUUAUAUUUUAUCACGGAUGGAGCUAAAUGAACUCUUGCUAUCUGCCCAGCCGCUCUGAACACUGGAAGUGGGACAGACGGAUCCUAGUGUUCCAAUUGAGUUGUAUGAAAAGACUUACUGCUUUUGAAAUCUCCUGUGCCCAACCUUGAUUGUAGCCAGUGGAGCACAAAUUAGAACUUUGUGUUCUGGUCUUGUACUUAUUUUGACUUUUGACUAUGGGGCUAGGAUAGAAGGGAUCGUCACUCAUGUCUUGCUAUGUGAAACUCUGUAUAGGGUUUACUAUUAUCAUUUUUAAUAACCUGUUGUUAUGUGACAAUCCCUUAAAUGUUUUUGUUUCAAGAGAAAAAAACAAAUAAACAUUGGUGUUCAACUGAAGCUACAGUAGCGUUUGUUACACAAACACAAAAAUAAAAAAAACAUAUAUGCCAAAAUAUAUUUUAUAAAUAAUUUAAAAAUGUAUAAUGAGAAUAUUUAAUGCUGUGUAGUUAUUUUAUGAGUAAGUUAUACUUGAAAUUAACUUGCUUUUGUUCAUUUGUCUUUUGCUUUUAUAUUGAAACGGAUUUGUUUUUUUAUUUUCAAGAUGAAACUGGAUUAUUUUUCGUUUACUGUGUGACCCCUGGCAACUGUUGACUUGCAGUCUACCUUGUUGUAAAGAGUUACUUAUUGGUCAGUUCUUGUGCCAUCAAGUUUCUGUGUGGGCUACUAGAAAAUGCAAAAAAGACAAAAAAAAAACACACAAAAAAAGCAAUUUCAGCACCAACAUUAGUGUGUCAGUUCAACGAGCUUAGAGUGAGAUAGCAAAAGAAACCAAAUAAGAUGCAAACAAAACCUUGACGAUUGCGAGACGUUGCUUAAUCUUAGUAUCUAAGGAAGAGAAAUGCCCAGGGCUGUUCCGGCUGGCAACCAGGUUCCACCUGUUCUCUCAGUGCAGUGAGUCAGACUUGAGCUGAGGGCGGUGCCGUCUGUGUUCGGUCGUCCUAAAGACGAGGUUGGAGCCAGGUUGGUACGAACGGGGCUCUCCCUUCCUAUGAGCACCACACAACAGACUGGAUGCAAGCGUGUUUGGAGGAGCUAAGGUCUCGGGAGAACCGUGUUGCACAUGAGCAAUGUGGUUUUAUGUUGCUUUGCAGUAAACUAUGUACAAUGUGGAAACCGUGAAUGAAAAUGGACAAAUUGCAUACAACAAACUAGAUCUUGUAGCUGAAUGUUUUGCUGGUCUCACCCAUGGCUUCUGGCAACAUGAAAAUCGGAAUAAUCACUGAAUGUAUACAGCCGCUUAUAAUUAAACUAUUAAAUGUU